CCAGUGGGAGGCGACGGAGUGAUGCGCAAAGACGCGCUUGUGCCACUGUAACAACUGUGACUUUCUACAUCUCCGUCAACGUUCAGACACCAAAAUGAAAUGAAUUCAACAUCUGCCGGGGACUCGUGCUCCUAUUUUUCCUAUCCCGCGGAGAUGCCUGCAUGUUACAAAGACCUAUGCGGAGGAGCAAGUAACUUUGCCAAUAUGCCCUAUUGGACAUUGACAUUACACACAGGAGACUCCUAUGGAAUAUAGUCCGCUCUUUCACUCAGCUCAGCCGGUGAAAAACAAACUUUUCGUCUUCUGCAUCAUGCUGUCACUGUGGGUGUACAUGCUGUACUGCUGUGCGGGCUACUCCUCCACCACACCGAGCUUCAUGAUGGAAGAAAGGAGCAGCAGGAAUCCACCCAGACCCAUCCAGAAACAAGACCUGGAGAUGUUCCUCAAAAGCCAGUCCGGGGACUUACUAAACAACGAAAGUGAUGCUGACAGCAAAGGAGACGGCUGGGAGGAAAACAAGGGCGAUGUUGUUUAUGACGAGGACUCGGGAGUAGCAGGUGCCCUGAAUGGGUCCGAGACCAAAAAGUUGCCCCAAGCGAUUAUAAUAGGGGUGAAGAAGGGCGGGACGCGCGCGCUGCUCGAGUUUCUGCGCCUCCAUCCUGAUAUCCGCGCGGUGGGAGCGGAGCCGCACUUUUUUGAUCGCAACUACGAGAAAGGACUCGAGUGGUACAGGGAACUAAUGCCUGAAACUCAGGAGGGUCAGCUGACUAUGGAGAAGACACCAAGCUACUUUGUAACGAAGGAGGUCCCAGGCCGGAUCCAUGCCAUGUCCAAGGACACUAAGCUGAUAGUUGUGGUUAGAGACCCAGUAACCCGGGCGAUCUCGGACUACACGCAGACCCGCUCAAAGAAACCCGACAUCCCGUCCUUUGAGAGCUUGACUUUUAAAAACAUCACAGCGAAUCUAAUAGACACCUCGUGGAGUGCGGUGCAGAUCGGCAUGUACGCCAGGCAUUUGGAGCAGUGGCUGCAGUUUUUUCCCAUGAGCCAGUUGUUGUUUGUGAGCGGGGAGCGUCUGAUCAGCGACCCGGCCGGGGAAAUGGCCCGCGUACAGCACUUUUUGGGCCUGAGGAGGGAGGUCACGCACAAACACUUUCACUUUAACCCUGCCAAGGGCUUCCCUUGCCUCAAGAGACCUGAAAGCAAUACCAAACAGCACUGCCUUGGCAAAACUAAAGGCCGCACGCAUCCAAACAUCCACCCAGAUGUGAUUCAAAGACUGCGAGACUUCUACACGCCAUUUAACAAAAAGUUCUACCACAUGACCGGCCAUGACUUUGGCUGGGACUGAUUUUGUAGUUUUUGGGACCACAUCUUAAAAUAAUUAAUUGUAAAAAGUAUAGAACUAUUUUAUAAUAAUUUAUUGAAAAUAAUAUACUCACUCGGCUGCAAUCUGUUGUUGUACGUACUGCAAUUUUCUACCCUUUACAUUCCAGUCAAACAUUCCAGAUAUUUUGUCUUUUUUAAUAGGAAAAUAAAAAAAUAUUUGACGUAGGAAUUUAGGAGAGGGGAUGUCUGACAAAGGACAAUAGCACAAUGAAACUAAUUACGGGUAUUCGAUGAGUCAUGGAAAACAUUUAUCUGUUCAGUUACAUAAAAGUCCCUAAUUUUUGCUUUAGUAAACAUUAUCUACUGUUAUUCUUUCUUUUCUUUUUUUUUGAGGAUUCCAGCAUGCCAUCCUU
Messenger RNA from Carassius carassius (crucian carp), 1742 nucleotides. RefSeq names its product heparan sulfate glucosamine 3-O-sulfotransferase 3B1-like. The transcript has 2 exons. NCBI's taxonomy places the organism in Eukaryota, Metazoa, Chordata, Actinopteri, Cypriniformes, Cyprinidae. The record is from RefSeq and is a predicted model, not a curated record. Gene Ontology annotation, molecular function: [heparan sulfate]-glucosamine 3-sulfotransferase activity. Bases 245 to 1351 code for a protein of 368 amino acids.